AUGAACAAAGUAUCUUAUAUAUUUAAGCUCUGUUCCUUUAAAAUUUUAUACUUCUACUUAUUUAUUAGAAAUGAUUCAACUCAAUAA
Molecule: messenger RNA, 87 nt
Organism: Spirodela intermedia
Lineage: Eukaryota; Viridiplantae; Streptophyta; Magnoliopsida; Alismatales; Araceae
Source: the annotation of a GenBank genome assembly